Ictidomys tridecemlineatus (thirteen-lined ground squirrel) is the source of this 559-nucleotide messenger RNA. It is a transcript of the gene Lyrm2, whose product is annotated as LYR motif containing 2. Lineage: Eukaryota; Metazoa; Chordata; Mammalia; Rodentia; Sciuridae. Gene Ontology annotation, cellular component: mitochondrion. The record is from RefSeq and is a predicted model, not a curated record.
AAACGGAGCUCGCUCCGCCCCCUGACCAUUCCCUCACUUCCGUCCUGCGCACUGAGACUCCAAGAGGAACGCGUUCUAUUUCUGAGAUGGCCGCUUCCCGGUUGCCUCCAGCAACGCUGACGCUAAAGCAGUUCAUGAGAAGGCAACAAGUUCUCAUGCUCUACAGAAGGAUUUUGCGAGCAAUUCAGCAAGUAUCAAACAAUUCUGAUCGCAAGUACCUGAAGGACUGGGCAAGGGAAGAAUUCAAAAGAAACAAAAGUGCCACUGAAGAGGAUGCAAUCCGGAUGAUGAUUACUCAAGGCACUAUGCAGCUGAAGGAGUUAGAAAAAACACUUGCUUUAGCAAAAUCUUAACUAUAGCAUUAUUCUGAAGGAUCUUCAAAUCUCUGUGUAAUUUGUUGAGCUUAGGCUUAACAAUGGACAGCUCAAAGCCAAGUCAAACUGUAUGUACAGUACUUGAGCAAAAUAUCAAGAUAGAAAUAUUGUGUUAUAGAGAGCAGAGAAAAUCACAUUGAAGUGAUUGCCUCAGGACUGAAAAAUACACUUGAGUUUUAAAAAUG